Messenger RNA from Biomphalaria glabrata, 2130 nucleotides. RefSeq lists its product as uncharacterized. The coding region runs from base 274 to 1308 and encodes 344 amino acids. The transcript is spliced from 2 exons. NCBI's taxonomy places the organism in Eukaryota, Metazoa, Mollusca, Gastropoda, Planorbidae. The record is from RefSeq and is a predicted model, not a curated record.
GUCCCUGGUCUUUUCAUACUUAUAACUGGAUACAUCGUCAUGUUCCUGGAAUUUCCACCUGACACAUCCCCAUGACCUCAAGGUUCGCUUAUCAAUGUUUGUUUAAGUAUAUUCCGAAGCGUCACGGCCUUCGUCACUGACAUGGUGGUCACAGUGUAAUCUGUGUAGUGUAGCUAUGGAUUGUGACAUCCUACACGUCACAUAAGAGGCCUACUUAACAUGACAACGUUACAGAUUUAGUCCGUUAUUCAAGUCUGAAGUGCAGUUUAAUGUAUGAGUUUCCACCUUUAUGGUACAACGAUGGCUGCUGAUGAAACCAUUACAAAAUCUGGUCGAGAGACUCUUGUCUUACCAUUGGAUGAAAGUCUGGCAUCUUCUCUUCAAACAAACGUAGACUAUCAACAUGAGACUGAAAUAAGUUUGGAAGGUGAGGCUGGGCUAGAGAGGCAUCUAUCACUAUGCACCAAACAUCCCAAACAUAAAGAAUUCAUUCCAGUCCAUCGUUUUUCCAUCCAUGACCUACCAGAAGACUAUCAAGAUGUCGACAUAGUCAAACUUGUACAAACUUUGGCCGCGCUGACCGUAAGAGUCAGUGUGACGUAUACCAGCUUGAACCGGCCCCAAUUUCAUCCACGCUCCAACGCCAAGUAUCCGAUGUACGAGUUGAGGGGAAAGUCCGUACUCCGGACGGGGUCUGGAAGAAUUUGGGGAGUUCGGAAAUACACGGAGGACAGCUGCCCAUGUAGCAAGUGCAAGAGUCGCGGUGAGGCCAGCAAGGUGUGGGGUCGUGUGUACGUCUAUACCGCCACUCAUGUCGUGUUCGACAGCUCAGAAGGCAUGUGCUCGGAGGUCCUUUGGGGAUACGACGAGGUAAGGCGGAACGCUAAAGUCAUUCAAGGCGUCGCUGCGGGUGUUUUUGGUGACUUGGAACGCGACCGGUGUAUCCUUAACUGCGUGACGUGUGAUGAGGAUCUUCUGGACAAGCUGGCGCAACUUGUGACAGACUACAAGAAACUUUACAUUCGUGUGUUUAAGAAGUACAGCUCCAGCGCCAGGGAUGACCGGCUGACUGUAGUGGUCUCUCAUCCCCAUGGCCGCGCUAAAGCUGUGACAGUCGGUUGUUGGAUCAACAGACACAAUUUCAGUGACCAGCGUGGACUCAUAGACACUACCUACACUUAUAAUGCCGCCACGUGCGCGGGAAGCAGCGGUGCACCAGUGUUUCUCUUAGGCAAGGUAUGGUACACCUUAGCCCACAGUGGCACAAGUACCAAUGGAAACUACAGCAGCGGAGGUUGGGGUGUCUGAAUAGCACAGAUUGUUAUAUUUUGUUUAAGUAAUCAACUCUAUUAAAAAAGAGUCAAUGUCAUGAUAAUAAAAUACUGAGACAGAAAAAUAAAAGCACAUUUCUUAUUCCAUAUGCUCUACAACACAUUUGUACACGUGCUCCAUCUUCCCUGUUAUUAUUAACACAUUAAAUGGGUUGCCUAAAUUAGGAGAAGAAAUGACUUUAAACAGUCAGCACAUGGAUGCAGGCAGGACGUAAUUAUCUUAUCUUUUGAAGAAACGUAUCUAAUCAAUGAGACAAGAAGAUAAGAUAAGAUUAUGUUUAUUCACACUCUGAGAUGAGAUCGUUAGACAAAUACUGAGAAUAGUCCGACUUCGACUCACAAUUCUAACAUUUCUCUGCUUCGAUACUAGGGCGAAACUCUGUUAUCAUUCCAAAACACUACGUCUAGGUCUUGUCUAGGUCAGUGCACAAAACAGUGCGUACUUUUGAUUGUUGUGUGCAAUGACAAGUUGAAACAAUAUGCUUUUAGUGCACCGUAGCAUAAAGCAUUUCUUUCUUCCUCUUAGCGUCAGUCUCCUUGAGACCUGAGUCUCUGUUAUAUCUUUGAUAUUUGUACUACUUAUUGUGUUAAAAAAACGUACACCUUUAGUUUUGUAUUCAUUAAAGUAUUAUUAUUGAAAGCUCCACUACCUUAUAAUUGGAAUACUCAAAUAUACAUAAAAAUGUUCAUAUAAAAAUGCAAUUUUUCUGACAUAGCUUGUGAUAUAAUGGGCGUAUUUCAAUGCUGUUGUACAUACAUGUAAUUUGUUAACUGGUUAAUAAAAUAUGACAUGCUGUGA